Molecule: messenger RNA, 2403 nt
Organism: Corythoichthys intestinalis (scribbled pipefish)
Lineage: Eukaryota; Metazoa; Chordata; Actinopteri; Syngnathiformes; Syngnathidae
Gene: e2f2
Product: E2F transcription factor 2
Exons: 7
Coding region: 91-1518 (475 amino acids)
Biological process (GO): regulation of transcription by RNA polymerase II
Cellular component (GO): RNA polymerase II transcription regulator complex
Molecular function (GO): DNA-binding transcription factor activity, RNA polymerase II-specific; protein dimerization activity; RNA polymerase II cis-regulatory region sequence-specific DNA binding
Source: RefSeq, a predicted model, not a curated record
CCGGAAGCACAACUCCGCGAACCCUCGGUGGUCUUUUGUGCCAGCCUGCGGACUUUUAAACAUACUUUGUCAAAUUUGUUUGUACAUUUCAUGCCAUGUUCUGUGGCUUGUAAACCGAAUUUGUGUGCAAUUUUAAGACUUCCUUUGCGUUUUACUGACGUCAUCCAUCAGAACCAACGCGUUGUUGUUUGUGAGACUUAUCCAUCGAUUUUAUUUAUCACUUUUGGACCGAGUCCGCUUUGCUGUACCAUGAUGCGCCUACCAAAAGGCGUCUCCCCAGCAUCGGGACUUCCGUGCAGCCAGCACAAGAUAAAGCUCCUGGCCGGCGAGUUCUUCAGCACUGGCCUGUCCAGUCCGCCGCUGAGUACGGUACCGGCGGGCUACUUCAGUCAGAUCUGCCCCAACACCGCCGGUGUGGAACAAAGAGCCCACAGCCUCUACUCGACCCCCCACGGACCCGACCAGAAGCCCAUCAGAUCAACCACCGGACGGCUGCCGGCUAAAAGGAAGUUGGAUCUUGAAGACCCUGUGUUCCUCAACGAAUUCCGAACCCCAAAGGGCAAAGGAGGCUUAGCAAGUCCAAGAACACCCAAGUCACCAGGGGAGCGGACGAGGUACGACACUUCGCUGGGCCUGCUGACCAAGAAAUUUGUGGGCCUCAUUGCCGAGUCCCCCGAUGGCGUCCUGGAUCUGAACUGGGCCACAGAGGUGCUGGAAGUCCAAAAGAGGAGGAUAUAUGACAUUACUAAUGUCCUGGAGGGAGUCCAGCUCAUCAGGAAAAAGUCAAAGAACAACAUCCAGUGGCUGGUUGGAGAUGUGUUCGAAGGCGGCGCCAGCGGAGGACAGAAGGCCCGAGCGUUACGGAAGGAGCUUGGAGACCUGGAGCGAGCCGAGCGAUCGCUAGACGAACUCAUUCACUCCAGCAGCACACAGUUGAAACAGCUCACUGAACACAAAGACAGUGAAGAGUUGGGCUACGUAACGUACCAAGACAUACGCUCCAUCGGUACCCUCAGAGAGGAGACAGUCAUCGCUGUCAAGGCCCCUUCCGAGACUAAGCUGGAGGUCCCAGAUACGGCGGGGGGCUCAUUACAGAUCUAUCUGAAGAGUAAGAACGGUCCCAUUGAAGUGUAUCUUUGUCCAGAGGAGGGUCUCGAAGAUCCAAGUCCGGUUAAAAGUUCAGUCACACCAGAAAAGCCCACCGCGACAUCACCGAGCCGAAGCAGCGUGAAAGAAGAGCCCGUUGAAGCAAACGUGUCAACCGUGGCCGCUUCGACCUCCUCUUCCUCGUCUCUGCUGGACGUGGAGCGUCUGCUUGGUUUGCCCCCAAGCUUGCUGCAGAUGACCGAGGACCAGCUACCUGGCGCCUCCUUCCCUGCCGACACCAGUGGAGGUGGCGCCACCCCCUUCGUAAGCUUCUCCCCGCCUCUGGACCACAGCGACUACCUAUGGAGCCUAGAGGACGGCGAGGGUGUGUCCGACUUCUUCGACACGUAUGACCUUAAUGAUCUCUUGUAGAGAUGGCGGAACAUUUGGAAACGAUUACAGUAUGAAGCCAUGAUGGAGCCUGAUUCUCUCUUCGCCCCUGUGCAGCCCCUUCAAAAUAGGUUGUGGAGAUUAGCUGAUUCAUUUGUGGUGGAGUGCUGAAAACAAUCAAAGAGCUUUGAAAAAAAAUGUACAUAUAUUUACACUAUAUGGCCAGGCCUAAUGAUUAGGUUGACAUUCUACUUCGAGCUGGGGAACUAUUCAAUUUUCUGAUGGUUUUCACUUUACAGGUAUGCAUAAUCAGGGUUAAUAAGUGAAAUUUGUUGGAGGCGAUUGAGGUCAUUGAAUGAGGUACAUAUAUUCACCCUGUUAGGCUUUAUGUUCUUUCUGAACUUGCGGUGGACAAGAUUCAAUGAUCGUGCUGGCACAUAUGGUCCAGAGGUUGAAGGUUUACACACUAGUAAAAUUUGUUUCGAGCAAAAGUAUGCUCAAAAAAUGAAAUUAAUUGAUUUAAAUAUUUAGAGACUGAAAUAGAAUUUCAUUUAAUAUGUUAGAUACGAAGCCUCUAAAGGGACAUUGACAGAAAUCAAAUAAAUUUAAACCAUCUGGUGCGCACCAGAAACAGUCUGGUAAACAUUAGCAUAAUAUAACAUUUAAGAUAGCGGACUUUUGCUAUGCAAGUUAGCCAAUUGUUCUUUUGUUGUAUUUAGAUCCUCAUUUAUUUAUUUUAUAUCAUUUUAGGCUAAGCUCAGACGCUAGUUGAGGCCAAAAUUGAAGUAAAUCUCAACUAAAUCCUGUAUUAUCAUUUCUAGCACGUGGAAACGGCUGGUGUGCGAUGCACGCCUGAGUUUAGCUUCUAACAAUAUUAAAAAAUAUAUAAAAAAUAAAUAAUAAUCUUAUAAACAAACAAUUUGCUAA